AUGAGAGGCGAAUGGAAUGAAAUUCUAAGAGAAUCUACAAUGUUAGCUCUUAAAGUUGCCAUUCCUGUAUCCUUUUUUAUUGAAACGAGAACGAUAAAAGUUCGUAGAUUUUUUGACGAGGAAGCAAGGGAUGAACCCAUCCCUGACCCAGAGAAGAAAUUCUGUGUCGAAGUAUUCUUUACAUUCAUUGACACGGCUACAUCGCAACUAGAAGAACGGUUCAAAGGCCAGACUUUUGUUGCCAAGACAUUCAAUUUUUUGGCACCAAAGAGCAUAUUGAAGAUGACCGCUAGUGAAGUCUGUUGUGCUGCCAAUGAUCUGAUUUCUACUUACAAGUUUGACUUGUGUUCCAAGUUUGAAACUCCAUAUAGCACUAUGCUAAUGACUUAACUCAAGACGUUUUGUCAUAUAAAUUCUGUUCCAAGGAAGAAUUGCUCGGGAUGACUUAUAAUAAUUUAAAAAAAUUAAAGGGUGGAAUCCACAUUUUCAAACACCUUCAAAUAGGUGAGUUAAUCACAUCGUAUUCAAAGUUAGUAUCAGCAAUUGUUUUGCUUUGCCACAUGUAACAGUUGCUACAGCACAGUCGUUAAGUAGUUGAAAAUAAGUUAAGACUUAUCUUAGGCCACCUAUUGCACAAGACAGAUGUCACAGAUUAGAUGCGCUUGCCCUGAUCUCAAUAGAAGCAGAGGAGGCAAGAAAGCUUUGCGUUGAUAAAAUGAUCGAUUGAGAUUUUAUGUACCUUCGUGCAUGUUUCAAUAUUUCCAAGCACAUGAUAAUACGUUCGCUCUUACAAUAUAUUAUAAGCUUGGAAAUACUGAAACGUGCACGAAGGCACUUUAAAACAUGACAUGCAGUUGCGCCAAAAUAACAGAACUGUCAGAAGGCUUUCCACUGUGACACGUCACAUGAACGGUGAAUACAUUUCCGUUUCCGACGGUAAACGGAUCGUUUCAAACGUAAAAAAACGCGCGAAAAUAUUUGCGGUUUGUGCUUGAACGCAAAUAGCUGUAAGUACAGUGCCAAAUAUUUCACUGUUUAUGUCAAAGACAAUUUCUGCAUGGUGUUAUUUUAUAGUUGUGUUUUUUCAUAUUAACUAUGGUUUUUUCUACUUUGCUAUAGACCCAGCCUAGUCCCAGUCGUUUUGAAGUAAGCACGAGAAAAAAGUGGAUAUAGUGCGAGACUGGGACCUAGGUGUGACGCCACCGCUCAAGGUGCUUCAGAACGCCUAGCAGAUUUCAGUACUUUUAAUAUGGCGGAAAAUUUAUAUAUACAUGUAACCUUUUAAUUAUAAAUACGACAAUGUUCGUUCACCAACUUCACCAUGUACAUGUUCGAUGUCUACAUAACCAAAUCAAACUGUAUUAAAAAUGUGCUCAACUAAAAAAAAUUAUAUACAAAUUUACGAUACCGAGUUUGAGCAAUAGUUGAUGUUAUUUAUGUACUCGCAAGUUGUGAUCAACACUAGACCGUACUGGUAUACACAACUACGCUUUCUACUUGACAGGUUUAAAUUGCUGAGGAGAUUGGAAAUAUUUGCCUGACAUGACGGUGUUGUCAAAACAUUAUUAGUCGGAGACUCGGGAUAAUUUUCAAGCUUCUAGAUAGCAUUGAAUAUGGCUAUAUAUUUUAGUAAGCACGAGUCAUAUUUAGCCCGUUAUUGCAUUCUGAUUUAAACCAAUUUAAACCUGUCAAGUAGAAAGCGUAGUUGUGUAUACCAGUACGGUCUAGUGUUGAUCACAACUUGCGAGUACAUAAAUAACAUCAACUAUUGCUCAAACUCGGUAUCGUAAAUUUGUAUAUAAUUUUUUUUAGUUGAGCACAUUUUUAAUACAGUUUGAUUUGGUUAUGUAGACAUCGAACAUGUACAUGAUGAACGAACAUUGUCGUAUUUAUAAUUAAAAGGUUACAUGUAUAUAUAAAUUUUCCGCCAUAUUAAAAGUACUGAAAUCUGCUAGGCGUUCUGAAGCACCUUGAGCGGUGACGUCACACCUAGGUCCCAGUCUCGUACUACAUCCACUUUUUUCUCGCGCUUGCUUCAGAACGACUGGGACUAGGCUGGGUGCAUACCCUUACCAAACUGACAGAUAUGUGGCAGAUAUAUGUCACAGUUCUGUCAAAUAUCUGCAAAGUAUAUGAUUGUAAGAAAGUAUCUGUCACAUAUCUGCGAUAUACAGGAAUUUGGCCCCAUAACAUAUCUGUCACAGUUAUGUGACAGAUAUCUGUCACAUAUCUGCAACAUAUAGGAAUUUGGCCCAAUAAAUAUCCGUCACAGCUAUGUGACAGUAUAUCACUACAGAUAAAAUUGUCUGUAUAUUAUCUACCAAGCAGAUAUGUCACAUAGCUACCACCAAGUGAGAUUUAUUUCUACCAUAAAAUUAAAGCUAUUUCCUCUUACUUCAGCAACAUAAAGUUGUGGAAACUGUACUUCUGUCAUGUUCACUUGAAGCCAUAAUAAUUUAAUAUGAAGAAAUACUAUCAGAAUAUUAAAUGUAUUUAUUAGUAAAUAUAUAAUUAUAGUUCACACAUAUAGAUACAUUUAAGACUAUACAAUCAAUCUUUCACCAGGGGCCAGUUGUUGAAAGCUGAAUUAGCUAAUUUAGCUUAACCCUAUGGGUGUGGAUAAAAUGCUGACUCGGACUGGCGGACUCGCGGACUCGAUUUUUUUCAAUUUUUUACCAAUGCUUUUUGUUGGUCUCCUGAAAAUUUUACAAUGAGCAUCAGGCAUGUUUUACGCGAAUUAUACAAAAUAUGUACUGUAAAUGAGUGACGCGCUUUUAGAACUAUUGAACAUUUGGAAGAAUUUAUUUAAAAAUACUAUAAUCAACAUUCCAAUAACAAGCUAUCUAUGAACAAUUCCCGACAGAAAAAUAUGUAUUAAUUAUUAUUUAAGAGCGGAAUAUAAUUGUACAGAAUAUAUAUAUGAUGAUAUAUAUAUAUAUAGGCUAUGAUGUAACGAUGAAAGCUGCCUACGCUAUUUCCCUAUUUCUUAGAAAAUUUCUCAUUUAUUUUUUUUUCAAGCAAUUCCUUGCUUGUAUUGGUGUGCCAUAUUGCGAACUAUGGCUCAUUUAAGAUGAAAAUGGGCUCUGCUCUCAUUAUAUUAGCUUUUUGAACAGCACCUUGAAUAAACGCCGAAAUUGUAGAUAACGGAGUGCGGCGCUCAUUCGAAGGUGCUCAAUCGAGAAAAAUAUACUGUGAAUUAGGUGUUUCAUCGCUGUGCUUUGCAAUGCAACACAUGAAAAGUAGCCUUGUGUGUUAGUAUAUUUUAUUGCAAGUAGCCUUUCGCUACUAGUUUGUCAUCUUUUCACACCUGGCUUCAAUCGCUGGGAGUGGAUGAAUAUUUUGCUGCACUGAUUAUAAACUAACAAUAUUACUGCGUGGUUAGCCUGAACGUUUUGACACAAGGGGUCGGUUGUUCGAAAGUUGGAUAGCGCUAUCCGGUAUUUUUCUUUCAGGCUUCCUAAAACAACCUGUUGACUGGUCUGAUUCAGAUUAAACUUCGAUAUUUUUAAGUUGAACUUUCUUUUUAUCAAUUGACAGGACCCUAUGGCCUAUAUAUUUUCGAGCAUUUUUACAACGGUUGAAAAAUCACUAUCCAGUGGUAAAGUUAUCCGACUUUCGAGCAACCGGCCCCAGGAUUGUAAAGUUUAUACUAAUAAGAUCGAAGGAUAUAACAGCACCUGGGCGCCUCAGUCCUCAUACAAAGCAACAAGUUCAAUUUCCGGAUUAGUGUCAAAAACGAGUGUCCCUAUAUGUCGUGUGUCGUGUGUCGUGGGUUAAAAGUCGUGUGUCGUGGGUAAAGUCGUGGGUAAAGUCGUGGGUAAAGUCGUGGGUCAUAAAAUGUGCUAAAAACGCAUUUUUUCAUAUUUUUAUUUUUAAUAUUUUUUUCGUACUUUUUGCUUUUAUGCGCUAGAUAAAUACAGGAAAAUUUAACGCAACGAAUCUCCAGUAAUAAAACAAUUUCUUAUCUUGCUGUUAUCUAUAGUAUAACAAGUAAAUGUUUCCGUUUCGUAUAGUCUUAUAAUAAGUCUAUAAAUGUAUUGUUUGAUGAUAAAAUGUCCUAAGUUAUAGGAUAUUAGGUAUAGGUUUAUUAGCUUUGGAAGUGUUAUAGUCCCUAUCAUGAACGUCGUGAAUAACUAUGUCGAUUGCAUAUGUCUGAUGCAAACAUAUUGAGCUAUAAAUUCUACGUGGCCAACGCUCGAGCCUCAAAUUUUGCUAUCAAUUAUCUCCUAGACCUAGUAUAUGUUCGUGGCCCUUAAAAGUAGACAAACAUUUCAUGUGUAUGUGGCGUUCGGAAAUAUUCCAUAAAUUGCUACGAUUUGGGAUUUCGCGAAUGAAAACCGAAAUGAUUUGUGCGAUGUCGCCAUGUCGGGCUAUUUGCCAACCGAGCGCGCUAGCCACUGUUAUUUUGAGAGAAUAUGAUACCUCUACACUUUUCAGCCAUAAUACAUAAUGCGCGGAUUGUAAUCAUAUAAAUAUCGUUUAAUUUAGCUUCAAAACUUAUUUAAUUUAUUAAAUGUAAAAUGCGCAGCAUGUUGCGUACAUUGAUAUCAAAGAAAAAAGGUUGACUUUAUUAGACUGAAAUAAGCAGGAUUUCCCUUUACAUACAUGAUUUAUACCAAGGCGGCUUUGCAUGUGCUUUGCCUCUGGUAACUAUGACACCAUUGCGCUCCGCGGGAAGUUGGGAACCAACACGAAUAACAUGUUUUUUAUCAAGUUUUUGAAGCUAAAUUAAACGAUAUGUAUAUGAUUACAAUGCGUGCGUGAAAAUUACGGCUGAAAAGUGUAUAGAGGUGUCAUAUUCUGUCGAAAUAACAGCAGCUAGCGCGCUCGGUUGGCAAUUAGCCCGACAUCGCACAAAUCAUUUCGGUUUUCAAUCGGGAAAUCCCAAAUCGUAGCAAUUUAUGGAAUAUUUCCGAACGCCACAUACACAUGAAAUGUUGGUCUACCUUUAAGGGCCACGAACUAGGUCUAGGACUAGGAGAUAAAAUAGCAACAUUUGAGGCUCGAGCGUUAGCCACUAAUUAUACAGGCACUGCAGCGUAAAAUUUAUAGCUCAAUAUGUUUGUAUCAGACAUAUAUGCAAUCGACAUAGUUAUUCGCGACGUUCAUGAUAGGGACUAUAACAUGCACUUCCAAAGCUAACUGAUAAACCUAUAUCCUAUAACUUAAGACAUUUUAUCAUCAAACAAUACAUUUACUCUAUAGGCUUAUUAGACUAUGCGAAACGGAAACAAAAUCAAACAAUUACUUGUUAUACUAUAGAUAACAGCAAGAUAAGAAAUUAUUUUAUUACUGGAGAUUUGUUGCGUUAAAUUUUCCUGUAUUUAUCUAAUGCAUAAAUGGAAAGAGUACGAAAAAAAUAUUAAAAAUAAAAAUAAUAUCUUCGUGAAAAAAUGCGUUUUUAGCACAUUUUAUGACCCACGACUUUACCCACGACUUUACCCACGACACACGACUUUUAACCCACGACACACGACAUAUAGGGACACUCGUCAAAAACAUGAUGAACAGUAAUAUGACCUUAUUAUGACGCUAUAAUUUCACAAUGCCAUAGGUAUCCAGCGCGUGCAACUCAAGCCUAUUUUGCGAGAGGCUGUUAAUCUAUUGCCAGCGGCAAGCAUUCCAUAUAAUACCAAAUAUUAUUUUUUACUUUGAAAGUCCGUGUUGUGUUUUUAAAUUGAAAUACAUUACCGAAAAUGGAUCAAGAGCUUACGAAAAGAAUCAGAGAGGCAGGUUUUAUGCUAAAACUGUCUGUACCAGUGUAGGUAGUACCAAUGUGAAAAUGUUCUGCUGAGUGGUUAUAUUACUUCCUUAAAAAAUAAGCAGAAACUCGACGUUUCGAGCGAAGGCCAUUCCCCAGGGAUCGGGGAAAAUGCACGGGCUUUUAUACUAAGAGUAUGAAAGCAUCAUGUGACAAAAAAUAAACCAAUUAGAUGGAUUUAAUAAUAACAAAGUGUAAACAAAAUAUGUAAAUCGCAUUACAGAAUAUAAUAUAAUUAAAAAUAUAAAAAUAAACAGGAAGUUAAGACAAUUACUACAAAAAAUAAUCAAAACAAAACACCAGUGGGAAUAAGGUAAAAGUAAAAAUAAUAAAUAGAAGUUGUCAAUGUCUGCUAUAGACAGGCAAAGACAGAUGGCAUCAUAGACAAAACAGAAGACAUGUCUUCUGGAUUGUCUAUGAUGGCAUUAAACAUAAGAAAAGUUGCGGCUUGGAAGCAACGAUAGCCGCAAACGACAUGAAAUGCGUCUCAUAUCCAAACUUGGCACUGUUCACCCUUCUGGCAUUAAUGAACGCUUUUCUUUCUGUAAUAGGCUGUUAAUAUGGUUUAAAAGAAAGGUACAACAGCCAGUUACUCGAUUUUAAUGUUCCAUGUUGGGUUUUGUGUUUUUAGCUGGAAGGAAACGACCGAUUAUCAUUCCUGUGCGAAAUUGAUGUUGGCCAAGCCAUACCUUCCUCGUGGCUGGACGCACUGAAACUUCUGCGAGGGGCAUACGCAAAUUCUAUUAUUAUAAAUGCUUUGGCCGAAGUAAUGAAAAAGGAUAUUUUAAUCGUCACUGUUCAUGGGGUAAGGUAUUUUUCAUUACGAUAAUCAUUACAUGAAAACUCGAUGGAGUUUGUUAGUCUAUUAUUACCUUUUCGUUUGCGAAUUAACGUAAUUAAACAUUCAUUACAGGAUGAUAAUUACACUAAAAUAAUUGAACCAGUUAGAGCGUCGUCAACAGGUUUCUUAUAUUUUGGCCACACUGGAAAUCAUUAUGUUGCCCUACAAAUGUAUGACGCGCUACACAAAGCGACACGUAAGGUAAAAGUUAUACAUUAACAAUAACAUAAAGUUUCUCACUGCCUUUAGUUCAUGUUUGAGUCGGGAUUUUUAUGUACCGCGGUAUUUCACUGCAAUAGUGACCUUGAACAGCCUUGAAUGAAUAAUUCAGAUGAAACUGUAAAAAAAUUCGAAAAAUCUUGACUUAAAGUCUUUAUAGCCGAUAGAUUCUUGUUGGAAAUCCUCCUCAAAAAUGAACUAAGUCAGAUAGGAAAUCUUAAAAGUCAGGAUUUCUGUUAUAUAAAAACAAGGGGGAUGUGCUACUUGAGGACCAGCACUUCAUAUUCUGCAAGAACAUGACGCCGGAAACGGCCAUUUCAGAGUCUUAACUCUACCUUUUUCAUAGGCUCGUUCAGAUGUACGAACGAAGGAUUAAGAAAAUUCAUUCAGUUUGUUCCAGAUCAAUCAAUAGAAUCCGAUGAGUCUUUUUCCGAACUUACUGAAAAAUCAGAACAUUCAUGUGUAUAGGCCUAUGAGCUCGUUCACGUGUGAUUACCAGGACUUAAUUGUUUAUCAGUAAUGAGCAUGAGUCGUCAUGAGAAUAUCCGUUCGCAGGCCACAGGCGCGAAAUCACACAGUAGCAGAAAAAGACGAGUUUAUUUCCUAGAAUAUAAUUCAUAUUUGUCCGUCCAAAUAAAAUACAGAAAGUAAUGAAAAAUAGAAGACAUCUCAUAACUCGAGACCGGCUCAUGGGACCGACUUUUUUCACAAUUUUGAAUGAAAUGUGGACUGACUUUCUGCGAUUUUAUAACGCUGGGAGGGUUUCACACCCCACACACCCUUUAAUAUACGCCCCUGCAUAUAAAGCGCUCGAACGCUGCGCGUCCUCGGGGUCUUUAAUAUGACAGAAAUCCCUCCUUUUCGGUUCUUUAUCUACCUAUCUAUUACUUCAUAUAUACUUGCCGACUGAUAAUAAAAUACAAACCUUGAAGGUAUUUGCUUAAAAAUAUAUAAAAAUACGUUUAUAUUUGUAGCAGACUGGAAGGGUAUGUGAUAGUAUGCUUUUAUUUCAAUUUCAUUUCAUUUCAUUUCAAACCAUAUUUUUUGCGUCUUUAAAACUCACAAAAUAUUUUAUUUUUAAGUGCCUACAAUAAUAUCUGUUGCUUAUGUCAAGAGGAAACCCGAAAUCGGGUUUCGAUAAUCUCCUUAGCCCCUAUGACAAGUUUAAACGAGUUCACUUCAAGUUUUAAGCGUUUUUUUGAGGGGUAGUUCACAUUUUUCGCAAGCAACUGGCAUGUACACUUUGCUUAGCAAAUUCAUCAUCACAAAUAGAUUUUCGUAAACAGUGAAAAUCCUUUUCGUAUUUUCUCAGUCCGUUUAUAUAUUAUAUAUUCUUAUACAAAAUAUAUAUUAAUUUAUAGAAACGAUGCGAUACAUUUGAGUGGUGGGAUGAAGAAGAAUUUAGUCCUGGAGUGAGCGUGUUUUAAUUAAUGGUGUAAAAUAUGACCUCACUAAUGGUAUAACAGUUCUGAUGUCAAGGUAAAACAGGUAAUGACAAACUGAUUUAGGCUGUUUAGCCAUGGCGCUCUAGUUGAGCAAGCAAUAUGAAGUACAUUUGUUAUAAAGUUGCUAUUAACAGUUACGCUACAUCCAGGGGCGGAUCCAGACCCAAAACUGACCGUGGCUUCUAAACCACACAUAACUAGCGGGGUCCGGGGGCAUGCUCCCCCGAAAAAUUUUUGAAAUUUGAAACCCGGAAACACCAUUUCCUCCUCAAAUUUCGGUCUAUGGACGGUGAAGCAUGGCCAUCAUUUGCUUUUGGUGCCACCAAAAGUGAUAUUAAAUAUAUCAACAGUUUGGGUAGGAUGGUACGAUUGAAUUGUAAGCCAAUUACCGUCGCUAAGGUAAAUAUCGUCGACGUGAAUUCGUAAUUAUGCGCGUUAUGCAUUCCUUCGUUAGUUACUGCUGCUGUAUGAUCAUAUUUUCAAAAACUGACAUGGCUGUAUCAGACAAGCACUUUGCAAAGGCAAUUUUAAGGCAAGUGAACGCUCCAUUCGCAACAGGUGAAUCAGAAAAGUAAACAAUUUGAAACGGCUCUCAAUUUCACGAAUCCGUUCAUGUCAUUAAAUAUUUGAUAAACAUAGAUUGUUUGGGUACUUAUAAUGUAGAAUAAACAAGAAAUUUUCGUAAAGAUAAAUUUUCCAAAGCAGGGGGGUGUCUUUUUUUAGCAGCAUUAAAAUAGCUUGCACAUGAAAUUUAAAAGGUUAAAACGCAUUUUGAGUUGAUGGACGAGAAAUUUGUUAUGAGUUUUAUUAAUGGUCCAAAUAUCAGAAGAAUUGCUGAAUUCUAUGUCCUUCAAAUAGGCGCUGAAACUAUAACUUUUGGCACCAAUGCCUUUACGCAUGCUUAAUUCAUGCAUUUACCUAAUUUGCAUAAUGUUACUUCACUUUUUUUACAACAUAGCUAAAGAAAUCUAUGUUAAAUUAACCAAUUAGUGCAUGUGCAAGGUCUUUCCAAUAAUGAGUAAAAUUACCAAAUUUAGCUUUAUUGUAGCUUUAUUAAAGGUAUAAAAAAAACCUGGAAACGGUGAAUUACUAUAGAUUGAAAAUAAUUAUUAAACUAUGUUUGAAAUUAUCGACGUAGAAUGCUAUAUUUCGUUGUAUUAAGUUUCAAUACAGUCGAACCCCUAUUAAGCGGACACCUUCGGGACCUCGCCUAAGUGUCCGCCUAAAAGGGGUGUCCGCUUAAAAGGGGUAUGUAGAAAAACACAGCAGGAGGCAAAGGUGUGUAAUUAGGUGUGUAAUUUGAGUAUCAUCAUUGCUGGCGGCUCACAGUCCUCCGUCCUCAUUCGUCACUUCCUCAAUAAUCUUGGCUCUGAUGUCUUCGCGCCAAGUUGGUGUGUCACUGUCAAUGUGCCAUGUAAAUUGAUCUCAAUUGUUAUUUACUGUCGAAUAUUGAAUACAUUUUAUCAGACAAUCUGUCAUCUGUCCGCUUAAGAGAGGUUGAUUUGCCCAUUGGGACCUCCAGAAAGGUGUCCGCGUCCGUUAAAGAGGGGUGUCCGCUUAAUAGGGGUUAUGAUAAUAGUUUUUUAUUAAAGAAACCAAAUGGGACCUGAGAUAUGUGUCCGCUUAAAAGAGGUGUCCGCUUAAAAGAGGUGUGCGCUUAAGAGAGGUGUCCGCUUAUAGGGGUUCGACUGUAGUAUAUAAAUAGUAAUACACUUGACAUCCGUACUGUAAGUACAAUUACUCAUGCUGAAUCAAACGGUGGUAUUUUUAUCCUUAUUGCGCCAUUAGGCAUUACAAAUACAAAUACAAAGACAAACGUAGUGCGAGUGAUUUGUUAUAAAUAACAAUACAUACUGCGAGCGAUUUGUCAAUACAAUUUCGCUUGAUUUUCAAAGGCCAUAAAUCGCUAGAAUACUGGUGUUCAUUAAUACACUUGACAUCCGUAAGUACAAUUUCUUUAUACGCUGAAUCGAACGGUGUCGCUUUCUUCUCAAAAUAUAGGAAUUGGUUAAAUCAUUGUGAGCAUGUUUUAGCUAGAUUCACUGAGCUAUAUUACAGUAAUAUUAUAGCUCAGUGGCUAAAUUGCGCAACCUGAGCCCACGAUGCCGCAAUGGAAAGUCACACUUGCGACAACAAAAAAAAACCGAAAAAAUUCCUUGCAUUCCAGCGAGGGCAAAUUAUGCAGCCAGUGUAAUAACGAUCGCUUCGUCCUUAUAUAGAAUAUAUAGACCAAGUUAGAGAAUAUGACGAUUUCAAAAAUCUGACCGUGGCUCACGCCACGCUUGCCACCCCCUGGAUCCGCCCCUGAGGUCAUCCUUUUAAAUCAGGACGCGGAAGAGAUUGGUUAGUCUAAGGUUAUACGUCCAUUUUAAUAAGUUCGGAAGAUGACACAUCGCCAAAGAAAAGGUAAUGUUUAAAUUAAUAGACGAUAGCCUAGAAAGUAGAUAUAAUAAUUUUUGCUUAUUCGUGUUUGAACUAAACAGGAAUUGGGCACAUUUAUCUCCUUUCGUUAAUCGGCGUUCAAUGAAAAAAUGAUCAAGUGGAAAACGAAUCACGGUAAAGUUUUCUUAGUUGAUACCAACCCUCUGUACUGAACAAUGAAUUUGAAUUUUAGAUAUCAUGCACUAAAAAUAAAUUUUAAAAGUUAACUGUUCAGUUGUGCGGGCAAUAGUAUCAAUCUAGGACUGACGAGAUUCCCGAGUAUUCGUAACAUUAUUAUUUUGUAAUAAAUUGUAAUUACAGCGGUUGACCAGCUCUAUUCCCGUAACAAAAUCGUUAAUUUAAGUAACUUUUUAAAUAACGGACAUUGGACUUUGUUAUUGCUACGAUUUAGAAUGAUGAAAGUGAUAGCAGUGUAACAAGCAACAGCAAUGACAGUUUAUCAAGUCCUGAUCUAUCACAGGUACGUACAUGCAUGUAUAUGAUACAAGCCUAUAAGGCAAUGUGUACUUUUAUUGUCUGCAGUUAAAUAUUAGUCUGUGUAUUUUUUCAAAAUUUUAUUAACUUGUCUUUCUCAUAAUCGUUAUAUUAUUCCUAUUGUAGUAUCUAAUGAAAGAUAUUGAUAAUUCAUAGGUUGUCCACAACAAUCAAUGUAAAGAUAGCAAUUCUUCGGUGUCUUGGUCAAGUAAGAGCGAUGUUGAGUACGUCUUAGAAUUUUCAAAAUAUUACUAAAUUACCCUCAGGAGCCUGCCGAAGAUUUAUUUUGUUGCUAGCUAGAAAUAGAUGCAUACAAAGGCCUCGCCUGGUCAAAGCAAAGUAUAGUAAUUCCAAUACGUAACGUUGUUGGAACAUGAGAAGAGUAUUUAUUUUUAAAAUUGUCAGCAUGGUUUCCACGGUAACAUGAAAUCAUACAUUAAAUUUGGUACAAAUCACGAGCUAGGGUACCGAACUUGUACUCGUACAAGAGCAAAAGCCACAACGUGAUGUUAAAUAGCCAGAUACUUCAUGUUCAUUUUUACCACGGUGUAAUGAACGAGAUUUAGUAUAGCCCUACCCUUACCCCAGGAUUACGCCCAGAACAUGGUUUAAUUUUUCUGUAAAUUUUUUUAGGUCAUUUGAAGGAUACUAUGAAAAUAUCCUUUGUCUACCAAUCUUCAAGACUGGUACAGAAACUGAACUUCCAGAAGAAAAAGUUAAAACUCUCCUGAGACCCUAUUCCCGGCUUUGUAAAGUCGCACCAACGAAUAUUGGACACAUAACGUAACGUUUCCGUUAGAUAUCACCGCCUUAAAUUCAUGGGAUGACUGGAAAUGUGACGACAUGAGGGCAUGGAGAAACAAUGGACGGAAACAGAAUACGUUUAAGCAUCGUAAAUGCCAGGUUAAAGCUAUCAAAGCAGGACUCAGAAACCAGUUUCAAACGUGGCACUACCUAUACCCUUGUACGUGUGUACUACAAGAACAAAACUUGCAGCGACUUGAAGAAAUGUGCAUAAUAUCUGGAAGGUGUGCUUGUUUUUUGGCUAUGUAAAAGUUAAACUGAUAGUCGUGCAUGUUCACUUUUUGGCGUUCCCAUAUAACAAUCCCCUUGAAGUAAAUAGUAUUGUUAGUGUCAAUAUUAUACGGGUUGUUAAAACGUUAUAUUUUUUAAUCAAUUUAAAACAGCCAGAGAUCUACAGAUCUAUAUGCAUGCACUUCAGAGCUAUGAGAAAACAAGCCAGAAAAUGUUUUAGCUUUUAACUAGUCGUGGUUAUUUUUUUUACAUGUACAUAAUCGGAUAUUGAUUAUUUUAAAUAACGUCUUUUUAAUGUAGCGUCCUCUUUACAUUGUGCGUAUCAUGUAUCUCUUUACAGAGGACAAAAAAGCAAAAUGAUUAUACAGUAUUAUUUUGUCGGAAAUGAACACGAGGUUACACCUGAACCACAUGGCAAUUCUCGUCAGCAGCAGUCAUCGGGUUAUGUAAGAACGAAACCAAGUGUUGUGGAACGGGUCAAAGAAGUGGCUCAACGUACUGGGCCUAAGGGCACUUUGCACCAAGUUAGUGAAGAGAAUGAAGGAUAUUUACGGGCUAACUCAGCGAGUGAUCUUCUUCGAAACCGUGAACAGGCUAAAAAUUGCAGGUCAAAAACCACGCAUUCUAAAAGGUCAUCAAUAAACGUGGAUUCUCUGGCUAUUCUACUGCAAGAGUGCAAGAGACAGCAACUGAGUCUUGGCCAAGAUCCAUUUAUUCGAGAUGUGACAGGUGCACCAGAACUUCGCUGUGUUUUUGCAUUCGAUUUGCAAUUGAAAGAAAUUGAAGAACUCUGUACCAAUGCAGAGAAGUUUUCCAUUUUUUCAGCAGAUCCUACGUUUAACAUAGGAAAAUUCAACGUAACAUUAACGACAUAUCGACAUUUAAAACUUAUUACACGAAGGGAAGGGCAUCGUCCUUUAAUGAUAGUACCCCUACUUGUAAGCCAAACAAAGACGUCAGAAACGUAUAAUUAUUUUUUGGGAAGCUAGUUGCUCUCAAUAAAAACCUGAAAACUCGUUCUGGCUUUUGGAACUGAUGCAGAGGAGGCAUUGGUUGAAGCAAUGAAAAAUUACAUGAACUAUGCAAUUCACUUGAAAUGUUUUGGACAUUUCCGAGAUAAUUGUAAGGCAAAGCUAAAAGAGUCGAAUAUUCCGGAGUCGGUUCAGUUGGCACAUAUUUGCUAGCUCAAUUCAAUUUUUCGGUAAAAUUGCGAUCUCUAGUAUAGGUAAUAAAUUAGUAUAGGAAAUUACACGGUUUUCGAAGAAUUAAUGAAAAAUUGCAUGCGUGUUUGGCGAAAUAUUCCAAGUAUUGACAAGUUAUAUUUUGAUAAAAUUAUGUCUCGGCAAAACUAUAUAAUUCACUUAAAUUUCGCGUCGUUUAAAAUUUGCACAUUUGUAACAAGAAAUCUCUUGAACAUCUAUUUAUGUCAACUUCAUGCGGAAUUAAUGCAAGAAAAUGCUAGAAAGAUUUAUCAUAUAAUAUUUUUGCUAUUAAAGGAUUGUUGGACUCUAAGGAUGAACUGGAAUUUUACGAAAAAUUGAAAGCUCUGGAACGGGAAUGGAAUGAGAGGGAACAUCCCUAUCUUAGAACUAACCAAAUAAAUGUCAGGAAAUAAAUGUCAAUUAAAAAUCCAUUUAUUAUAUUAAUUUAUAUUAUUAUUCCAAAAAUCAUUCUUCGCUAAUUCAACAGAAAGUUGAAAAAACAACUGAUAAGUUCUGAUAAUUGUUUUUACAGGCACAUAUGAUUGUUGAGAGCAUGCUAUCGGACGUGCGUCAAAAUGCUGGCUUGGGUAACCCACCAUCGCUUCUUUAUACCAAUGUUCCCGAGUCCGCCAAUGCUGUUAUUAAGCGUUCCGUGGAUUUUAAAGAAAGCGAAAUGUCUAGCUUUACGGUAAAAAUGGCACAGCUUAUUAAACGCUAAAAGGAGGACGUAAGAGGGGCACUAUUAAACUCAGGCCCAUAUAAGUUGGUGGAAGAAUCUGUGCAUUUACAAUUAAAUGCUGAAAAUGCUUCUCCAUGUCCACCACUCAAUGUCAAGCACAUGAAAGAAGGUUCGACUCUUAGAAUUGUCCGAAAACGUGGAAGAAGCGCAAGAAACACAGGCACAAAUACGUCACUUAUCAGUGAAACCAGAGGAAGCAAAUUUGACGAGUUUACCCGUUGAAUCGGUAAGACACGUUUUCCAAAGUGCGGAGGCGUUGUUAUCCAAAGAGAACGCCAUAGUUUUAGCACCUGGAAAUAAUAAAAUGGCUUUCAUGGUGGAAAGUAAAACAUCAAAACGUCCCCACUACGUGUUUGCAGAAAAAAACAGGAAAAAUUACGUGUGAAAAUUGUCCAGGAUGGGCUUCUGCAAAUUUGUGUAAACAUGCGGUGGCUGUGGGAGAAAAAACGCAGCAACUGGGCAAGUAUCUGGAUUGGAUUCGAAGGUGAAGUACUCCCCUUAACUUAACUACCUUAGUCACUUACGAUUCGUCCAAAGGAGUUGGAAGAAAGAAAAACAAAACAUCAACGAGUCGUCGAAUAGGUGGAAGAAGUGGAGGAAAUGCCAAAGAACCCCGUGUGAUUGUGGACAGAGUUUUGAAUACUUUACAACAAAAACAACAACAACAGCAGCUACAACAACAACAACAACAACAACAACAACAACAACAACAACAACAACAACAACAACAACAACAACAACAACAACAACAACAACAACAACAACAGCAGCAGCAGCAGCAACAACAACAACAACAACAACAACAACAACAACAACAACAACAACAACAACAACAACAACAACAACAACAACAACAACAACAACAACAACAACAACAACAACAACAACAACAACAACAACAACAACAACAACAACAGCAGCAGCAACAACAACAACAACAACAACAACAACAACAACAGGAACAACAUUACGAGUCCAACAGCAACAAUGGUUGUAUCGCCAACGACAACAACGACAACGACAACAACAGAAUCAAAUAUCACCGCACGUUAACCAUCCUGGCUUAUCAGCACACUCUCCUGGUUAUCCGAAUCCACUAUAUGGCGCAUACAUGCUAUAUUUUCUUAAAUUCUGUCCCCCGCAAGUCAAAACGUGUUUUGGAUGUGGCCAAGCUCUUAAACCAGGAGGAGAAAUCGGACGAGCCCCUUGUGAUCUCGUUAUCGUUUCAAACGCCAAUCGAACAUAUUAUGAUAAUACAGGAACACUUAAUUAAGGAACGACCAGGCAAUGUUUAUUACCAUGUAAAUACCGGGUGUUUAAAGCGACAGUAA
Paramuricea clavata is the source of this 15489-nucleotide messenger RNA. Lineage: Eukaryota; Metazoa; Cnidaria; Anthozoa; Malacalcyonacea; Plexauridae. The record is from the annotation of a GenBank genome assembly.